AUGUCCCGUACUACCAAAACCCGUUCGACACGUCGGUAUUGCUCUCCUUCUCCCUCUCCAUUGCGAGACUCGGAUCGACACUACUUUUCAUCCCCAUCGCCAAUGAUAUCUCUUUCUCCAGUUAGAUAUAAAUACACGUAUGUCGAUACCACUUCUCAUCGCCCUGGGUAUGAGGCUGGGAAGGUUGGAAAAGGAGGGAAAGGGGAGGAUUAUUAUAUUUCCAGUUCAUCUCCAUCUCCAUCUUCAUCUUCCUCCCCUUCUCCGCCACUUCUUCGCAGAACUCGCUCUGUAUCGAUACUACGAACUGGACCUAGACCUAUAAAUGUUCAAGGAUAUGAUCGAGGAUAUCGGGAUGGGGAUGAGGAUAUCAAAGCGCCAAAAAGAGAACUGAAAACAUCGAUUUCUUACAUCAGUCCCAGAAGUCUGAGUUCAAAGAUUCAAUAUUCAUACAGAGAGGAUGUUCCAUAUGUAAUAUAUCGAACUUCGAAUUCUGGAAGUGGGGAAGAUUGGUAUGAUGAUGCUAGGGGUCGGGUUAGGAGUGGGAGUAGGAGUAGGGAUGAGAGAAUGAAAGGGAGAAACAUCGAUCUCAAUACUCAACACAACAGCAAAAGAGAAGCCAACGUUAGAGUUUCUGUGGAAAGGGAAAGAGAAACGAAAUAUCAAGACUGGGUGGGAGAUCUCAGAAUUUCAGGAGUCGAAAUCGGAACCGAAGUCCGAGAAGAUCCAGAUCUCGAUCCAGAUCCAAAUCCAAACCAAGAGAAGAAGAAAGAGAGAACGCUAAAGAGAGGACUCGAUAUAUAA
Messenger RNA from Botrytis deweyae, 801 nucleotides. RefSeq lists its product as uncharacterized. The coding region runs from base 1 to 801 and encodes 266 amino acids. The transcript is spliced from 3 exons. The record is from RefSeq and is a predicted model, not a curated record. Lineage: Eukaryota; Fungi; Ascomycota; Leotiomycetes; Helotiales; Sclerotiniaceae.